This is a messenger RNA of Mus musculus (house mouse), 4630 nucleotides long. It is a transcript of the gene Hif1a, whose product is annotated as hypoxia inducible factor 1, alpha subunit. Lineage: Eukaryota; Metazoa; Chordata; Mammalia; Rodentia; Muridae. The coding region runs from base 290 to 2803 and encodes 837 amino acids. The transcript is spliced from 15 exons. Gene Ontology annotation, biological process: regulation of gene expression; tissue remodeling; negative regulation of miRNA transcription. Gene Ontology annotation, cellular component: protein-containing complex; nucleus; chromatin. The record is from RefSeq and is marked validated. Gene Ontology annotation, molecular function: enzyme binding; protein kinase binding; sequence-specific DNA binding.
AGUGCACAGAGCCUCCUCGGCUGAGGGGACGCGAGGACUGUCCUCGCCGCCGUCGCGGGCAGUGUCUAGCCAGGCCUUGACAAGCUAGCCGGAGGAGCGCCUAGGAACCCGAGCCGGAGCUCAGCGAGCGCAGCCUGCAGCUCCCGCCUCGCCGUCCCGGGGGGCGUCCCGCCUCCCACCCCGCCUCUGGACUUGUCUCUUUCUCCGCGCGCGCGGACAGAGCCGGCGUUUAGGCCCGAGCGAGCCCGGGGGCCGCCGGCCGGGAAGACAACGCGGGCACCGAUUCGCCAUGGAGGGCGCCGGCGGCGAGAACGAGAAGAAAAAUAGGAUGAGUUCUGAACGUCGAAAAGAAAAGUCUAGAGAUGCAGCAAGAUCUCGGCGAAGCAAAGAGUCUGAAGUUUUUUAUGAGCUUGCUCAUCAGUUGCCACUUCCCCACAAUGUGAGCUCACAUCUUGAUAAAGCUUCUGUUAUGAGGCUCACCAUCAGUUAUUUACGUGUGAGAAAACUUCUGGAUGCCGGUGGUCUAGACAGUGAAGAUGAGAUGAAGGCACAGAUGGACUGUUUUUAUCUGAAAGCCCUAGAUGGCUUUGUGAUGGUGCUAACAGAUGACGGCGACAUGGUUUACAUUUCUGAUAACGUGAACAAAUACAUGGGGUUAACUCAGUUUGAACUAACUGGACACAGUGUGUUUGAUUUUACUCAUCCAUGUGACCAUGAGGAAAUGAGAGAAAUGCUUACACACAGAAAUGGCCCAGUGAGAAAAGGGAAAGAACUAAACACACAGCGGAGCUUUUUUCUCAGAAUGAAGUGCACCCUAACAAGCCGGGGGAGGACGAUGAACAUCAAGUCAGCAACGUGGAAGGUGCUUCACUGCACGGGCCAUAUUCAUGUCUAUGAUACCAACAGUAACCAACCUCAGUGUGGGUACAAGAAACCACCCAUGACGUGCUUGGUGCUGAUUUGUGAACCCAUUCCUCAUCCGUCAAAUAUUGAAAUUCCUUUAGAUAGCAAGACAUUUCUCAGUCGACACAGCCUCGAUAUGAAAUUUUCUUACUGUGAUGAAAGAAUUACUGAGUUGAUGGGUUAUGAGCCGGAAGAACUUUUGGGCCGCUCAAUUUAUGAAUAUUAUCAUGCUUUGGAUUCUGAUCAUCUGACCAAAACUCACCAUGAUAUGUUUACUAAAGGACAAGUCACCACAGGACAGUACAGGAUGCUUGCCAAAAGAGGUGGAUAUGUCUGGGUUGAAACUCAAGCAACUGUCAUAUAUAAUACGAAGAACUCCCAGCCACAGUGCAUUGUGUGUGUGAAUUAUGUUGUAAGUGGUAUUAUUCAGCACGACUUGAUUUUCUCCCUUCAACAAACAGAAUCUGUGCUCAAACCAGUUGAAUCUUCAGAUAUGAAGAUGACUCAGCUGUUCACCAAAGUUGAAUCAGAGGAUACAAGCUGCCUUUUUGAUAAGCUUAAGAAGGAGCCUGAUGCUCUCACUCUGCUGGCUCCAGCUGCCGGCGACACCAUCAUCUCUCUGGAUUUUGGCAGCGAUGACACAGAAACUGAAGAUCAACAACUUGAAGAUGUUCCAUUAUAUAAUGAUGUAAUGUUUCCCUCUUCUAAUGAAAAAUUAAAUAUAAACCUGGCAAUGUCUCCUUUACCUUCAUCGGAAACUCCAAAGCCACUUCGAAGUAGUGCUGAUCCUGCACUGAAUCAAGAGGUUGCAUUAAAAUUAGAAUCAAGUCCAGAGUCACUGGGACUUUCUUUUACCAUGCCCCAGAUUCAAGAUCAGCCAGCAAGUCCUUCUGAUGGAAGCACUAGACAAAGUUCACCUGAGAGACUUCUUCAGGAAAACGUAAACACUCCUAACUUUUCCCAGCCUAACAGUCCCAGUGAAUAUUGCUUUGAUGUGGAUAGCGAUAUGGUCAAUGUAUUCAAGUUGGAACUGGUGGAAAAACUGUUUGCUGAAGACACAGAGGCAAAGAAUCCAUUUUCAACUCAGGACACUGAUUUAGAUUUGGAGAUGCUGGCUCCCUAUAUCCCAAUGGAUGAUGAUUUCCAGUUACGUUCCUUUGAUCAGUUGUCACCAUUAGAGAGCAAUUCUCCAAGCCCUCCAAGUAUGAGCACAGUUACUGGGUUCCAGCAGACCCAGUUACAGAAACCUACCAUCACUGCCACUGCCACCACAACUGCCACCACUGAUGAAUCAAAAACAGAGACGAAGGACAAUAAAGAAGAUAUUAAAAUACUGAUUGCAUCUCCAUCUUCUACCCAAGUACCUCAAGAAACGACCACUGCUAAGGCAUCAGCAUACAGUGGCACUCACAGUCGGACAGCCUCACCAGACAGAGCAGGAAAGAGAGUCAUAGAACAGACAGACAAAGCUCAUCCAAGGAGCCUUAACCUGUCUGCCACUUUGAAUCAAAGAAAUACUGUUCCUGAGGAAGAAUUAAACCCAAAGACAAUAGCUUCGCAGAAUGCUCAGAGGAAGCGAAAAAUGGAACAUGAUGGCUCCCUUUUUCAAGCAGCAGGAAUUGGAACAUUAUUGCAGCAACCAGGUGACUGUGCACCUACUAUGUCACUUUCCUGGAAACGAGUGAAAGGAUUCAUAUCUAGUGAACAGAAUGGAACGGAGCAAAAGACUAUUAUUUUAAUACCCUCCGAUUUAGCAUGCAGACUGCUGGGGCAGUCAAUGGAUGAGAGUGGAUUACCACAGCUGACCAGUUACGAUUGUGAAGUUAAUGCUCCCAUACAAGGCAGCAGAAACCUACUGCAGGGUGAAGAAUUACUCAGAGCUUUGGAUCAAGUUAACUGAGCGUUUCCUAAUCUCAUUCCUUUUGAUUGUUAAUGUUUUUGUUCAGUUGUUGUUGUUUGUUGGGUUUUUGUUUCUGUUGGUUAUUUUUGGACACUGGUGGCUCAGCAGUCUAUUUAUAUUUUCUAUAUCUAAUUUUAGAAGCCUGGCUACAAUACUGCACAAACUCAGAUAGUUUAGUUUUCAUCCCCUUUCUACUUAAUUUUCAUUAAUGCUCUUUUUAAUAUGUUCUUUUAAUGCCAGAUCACAGCACAUUCACAGCUCCUCAGCAUUUCACCAUUGCAUUGCUGUAGUGUCAUUUAAAAUGCACCUUUUUAUUUAUUUAUUUUUGGUGAGGGAGUUUGUCCCUUAUUGAAUUAUUUUUAAUGAAAUGCCAAUAUAAUUUUUUAAGAAAGCAGUAAAUUCUCAUCAUGAUCAUAGGCAGUUGAAAACUUUUUACUCAUUUUUUUCAUGUUUUACAUGAAAAUAAUGCUUUGUCAGCAGUACAUGGUAGCCACAAUUGCACAAUAUAUUUUCUUUAAAAAACCAGCAGUUACUCAUGCAAUAUAUUCUGCAUUUAUAAAACUAGUUUUUAAGAAAUUUUUUUUGGCCUAUGGAAUUGUUAAGCCUGGAUCAUGAAGCUGUUGAUCUUAUAAUGAUUCUUAAACUGUAUGGUUUCUUUAUAUGGGUAAAGCCAUUUACAUGAUAUAAAGAAAUAUGCUUAUAUCUGGAAGGUAUGUGGCAUUUAUUUGGAUAAAAUUCUCAAUUCAGAGAAGUUAUCUGGUGUUUCUUGACUUUACCAACUCAAAACAGUCCCUCUGUAGUUGUGGAAGCUUAUGCUAAUAUUGUGUAAUUGAUUAUGAAACAUAAAUGUUCUGCCCACCCUGUUGGUAUAAAGACAUUUUGAGCAUACUGUAAACAAACAAACAAAAAAUCAUGCUUUGUUAGUAAAAUUGCCUAGUAUGUUGAUUUGUUGAAAAUAUGAUGUUUGGUUUUAUGCACUUUGUCGCUAUUAACAUCCUUUUUUCAUAUAGAUUUCAAUAAGUGAGUAAUUUUAGAAGCAUUAUUUUAGGAAUAUAGAGUUGUCAUAGUAAACAUCUUGUUUUUUCUAUGUAUACUGUAUAAAUUUUUCGUUCCCUUGCUCUUUGUGGUUGGGUCUAACACUAACUGUACUGUUUUGUUAUAUCAAAUAAACAUCUUCUGUGGACCAGGCCCCCUGGGUCAGCGCUUACGUUUAAAUAACAUUUGUCUCAACAUUUCUAGCUCAUAAAACGAUUUCUCAAAAAUUUAAGUUCUUUAUAAAAAUUAGAUUGUACAUUUCUACAUUCAUUUUAUUGCCAUUUUCUAAUGUAUGAUGUGUCCCUAAAUGUCAUGUUAAAUAAUGACAUCAUAAUAUUGCAUUGUAAAGAGAAUUUUUUUUUAGAAUUUUGCCAUUAUAAAUGUAUGAGUCUAUUAAAAUAUAAAGUACAAACCUUCAGUAUUUGCAGUAUGAAUGGAGUAAGUGAAACAGUUCAUGAAACAUGAUCAUACUGUUUUGAGGGCUCAGGCUCCUGCGUGCAUGUCUAAUCUGUUCCCAUUAGCAGGUGAAGGAAGCUAGGGCUGAAACAAGAGUUUUCCGCGCUCUCAGGGAGCUAUGUGGCAUGUCAGAAUCUUAGGUCUCAGAACAUACCUUGUUUGGUUUUGAUAUUGGUUUGGUUUGAUUCUGGUACAUGGCACAUUAAUAUGCAGAUACAUUAUAUAGAUAAUCAUAUAUUACCUGAUGUUUCUUUACUUUGCCAGCUUUAAAAAAGUAUCUUAUGCAAUUGUGAAUUUUAGAAACUUCCAAAUAAACACCACAAACCUUCCAGCUUA